Molecule: messenger RNA, 1118 nt
Organism: Lolium rigidum
Lineage: Eukaryota; Viridiplantae; Streptophyta; Magnoliopsida; Poales; Poaceae
Product: GDSL esterase/lipase At5g03610-like
Exons: 4
Coding region: 1-1107 (368 amino acids)
Molecular function (GO): hydrolase activity, acting on ester bonds
Source: RefSeq, a predicted model, not a curated record
AUGAAGCUUCAUACGGCCGUCCUCGGCGUCAUCCUCCUCCUCGCCCUUGUUCUAAACCCCAAUGGCGUUGAGGCACGGCCUGCCCCUGCCGACGGCCAUCAGAAGAAAUCGUCAAGCUACAGCCUUUUCGUCUUCGGGGAUGACUUCGCCGACAACGGGAACCUCCCGCUAACCGAUCCCGUCACCCAGAUGUCGCGGCAGUGGGCGUACCCCUACGGCUCCUCCUACGUUGACGCCGAUGGAAACCCACGACCAAAUACUCCGUCGGGACGCUUCUCCAACUAUAAAAUUCAGUCCGAUUUCAUUGCAACGAUCCUGGGGCUCGAGGAAGCACCUCCAGCCCAUGCCCUCACGGCGGAGAAAACAUGCGACCCGUCCGGCAUGACCUUUGCUCAUGGUGGCGCUGGCGUGCUGGACACCACGUCGGCACACAAUGUCCCCACACUCGCCAAGCAAGUGGACAAUUUCAGGAAGAUGGUUAAAAACGGGAUUAUCUCAGAGAAGCAACUGAGUCGCUCCGUGGCCCUCGUGGCCAUCUCCGGCAAUGACUACUAUGGGAACACCGGCGUGAUUGGCCUGACAGCCCCAAACGAUAUCAAUGCUUAUAUUGGGAAGGUGACCAAGGAGAUUGCCGACAAUGUGGACCAACUACAGAAGCUCGGGGUGACAAAGGUUCUUGUGAACAACUUGCACCCUGUCGGCUGCACGCCAACACAAACACGGACGAACAACUACACCAGUUGCGAUGUCUUCGGAAACCUGGGUGCAUCUGUCCAUAACAAUAACCUGAAGCAUGUGAUAGCAGCAAAGAGGAAUGUCCACGUUGUCGAUCUCUACACCGCCUUCACUAGCAUUGUGGAUAAUGUUCCAGGUAAAGGACAAGAGCUAUCCAAGCAAUUCAAGCGGAAGUUGUCGCCGUGCUGUGAGAGUUUCGAUUCAAAGGGUUACUGUGGACAACAAAGCGAGUCAUCAGAGCUUCUUUACGCGGUGUGCAACAAGUCCAGCAAUUUUUUCUACUGGGACGACAUGCACCCGACACAUGCAGGGUGGGAGGCAGUGAUGAAACAGUUGGAGAAGCCAUUGAGAGAGUUUGUAGAUCAAGACUAGCUAGGGUUUUC